AUGAGGGGAGCCAACUGGACACUGGUGACAGAGUUCAUCCUAGUGGGACUCUCCCAUCACCCCCAGGCACAAACUGUCUUCUUCUGGCUGCUGCUGCUUAUCUACCUUGUGACUCUGCUGGGAAAUGGACUCAUCCUGGCCAUGAUCUGGGGGGACCCACGGCUCCACACCCCCAUGUACUUCUUCCUCAGCAAUCUCUCCUUCCUUGACCUCUGCUACUCUACCAGCUCUGCCCCCCCAAUGCUGGCAAACUGCUUUGCAGAAACUCCCACCAUCUCCUUCACUAACUGCUAUGCCCAGAUGUGUAUCUCGCUGUAUCUGGGUGUGACAGAGUGCCUCCUGCUGGCUGUCAUGGCCUACGACCGCUUUGUGGCCAUUUGCAACCCACUGCGCUACCCUUUGAUCAUGAGUGGGAGGGUGUGCCUUCAGAUGGCAGUUGGCGUGUGGACCAGUGCAUUCCUCCUGACAGUGGUCCCCACACUCACAUUACCAUCUGAAUUCUGUGGGCCCAAUGUGAUCAACCACUUCACCUGCAAGGUCCAGGCUGUGCUGAAGCUAGCCUGCUCUGACACAUAUCUCAAUGGCACCAUGAUGUUUGCCAGUGGGGUACUGACGCUUCUUGUACCCUUUGCCUUCAUCCUGGUGACAUACAUCCGCAUUGGCAUGGCUGUGCUGCGCAUUCGGUCAGCCAAGGGCAGGAGCAAAGCUGUAUCCACCUGUGGAUCCCACCUGACUGUGGUCAGCAUAUUGUAUGGCACAGCCAUGGUCAUGUAUGUUCGCCCACAGGCAAAGUCUGCCUCCGAUCAGGACAAGCUCAUUGCUGUGUUCUAUGGACUUGUCACGCCCAUGCUGAAUCCUCUUAUCUAUAGUCUGAGGAACAAGGAUGUGCAAGGAGCACUGAAAAGAGUGUCUGGCAGGAAAAUGGCUGCAUAA
Molecule: messenger RNA, 933 nt
Organism: Alligator sinensis (Chinese alligator)
Lineage: Eukaryota; Metazoa; Chordata; Crocodylia; Alligatoridae
Product: olfactory receptor 13H1-like
Exons: 1
Coding region: 1-933 (310 amino acids)
Biological process (GO): G protein-coupled receptor signaling pathway
Cellular component (GO): membrane
Molecular function (GO): olfactory receptor activity; G protein-coupled receptor activity
Source: RefSeq, a predicted model, not a curated record